Molecule: messenger RNA, 1557 nt
Organism: Coniosporium apollinis CBS 100218
Lineage: Eukaryota; Fungi; Ascomycota; Dothideomycetes
Exons: 3
Coding region: 1-1557 (518 amino acids)
Source: RefSeq, a predicted model, not a curated record
AUGUGCGGCUCUUUGAUCGCCGGAAUUGCUCUGGCUAUCGGUCAUCAUUUCUUCUAUCUCCGGUUUGAUGGCAUGAGAGUUGACGGUGCUAUGUCCCAGCAAUGGACCAACCGCUACGGAACUGCAUUCGCCUUUCUGGUUAAGAUGUUCCUUGCUAUCGCUACCGGAGCUGCCUACGUUCAGCAACAAUGGUCAACGCUCCAAUCUCGCCCCAUACGCAUUGACAGGGUGGAUUCAAUGUUUGGCAUUCUCGGCGACGCUACCCUCUUUCUCAGUACUCGUCUGUGGCUGAAAGCCCCUCUCUUAACGCUACCAGCACUCGUGACUUGGCUCAUCCCUCUCGCCGCUAUAGUUACACCUGGUACCCUUACAGUUUUAUCGGAACAGCAAGGGUCGAUUGUCGAGAUUCAGGUUCCUCAACUAGCUUAUAACUGGCCGGCAUGGGCUGUGUAUGGGCUAAGUGGCCAGGGCUAUAUCGAACCGUCCAUGGAGGUUGCUCGCAUAGCGCUGGCCACUGCCAUGUCCGGUGAAAUCCUUACCAUACCGUCUCACCAUCGCAAUUCAACCUAUCAACUUCAGUUUUUUGCACCAGCCAUCAAGUGUACCCCACCUAACGCUACCUUUGUUGAACAGAUCCGGGACGCUUUUAGCGCAGCAUAUUUCGGGACAGGAGGGUUUCCGGCAUAUACGUCCUGGGUUGCGGAUUCCCCAUAUUAUGGCCAGCUCAACUUCAGCAUGGGGUUAAGACAAGAGGCAUAUAAAACACUUGAUGAGUCGUCCCCAGACGCCUCCACACUCUACGUGAUGGGCAAUGCACCAGGCCAAUCAACACGCAACGAAUCAGUAUAUGUUCACGAAUGCAAGUUGUACAACGCCUCUUAUCAUGUGGACCUCAAUUUCACAUAUCCUUCGCAAUCAAUAAAUUUGGUCGCCUUCCAGUACGAGCAUCCUGUACGGGGAUGGGGGCAGCGUGACUACGACGAAACCAGCCAGCAAACGCAUAAUAUAUCUGAGGGGAAUGCGAGAAAUCUCACAUACCGUGCAGCGAUGGACGCAUUUGGCAAAGUUCUGGUUGGAGAAGCGAUCCUCAGCCAUUAUGGCUAUACACGUAGCCAUUACACUCUGUACGCUUACACGGCAAUCAAUUGGACGACCGCAGCCACAUCGAAGUGGGGAUUGGAGCAGCUCUUCCAGAAUAUCACAUUGAGUUUUCUGAGCUCCAAGCUAUUGGUCAACAACGGCACCGACGCCGAGUACGUGCCGGUCUCCGUCACGGAAUAUCACAAUAUCUACGUAUACAACGCCCGAGAUUUGCUUCUUCCAUACGGCAUCAGUAUUGCUUGCGCCAUGCUAUGCGUCGCUGUCGGGGCCUGGGCUUUGGUCCGCACCGGCGCAACCUACAGCAACCGAUUCUCCACCAUCCUUCGCACCACUCGGGACCCUUGCUUCGACCGCUUGGUUGACUCAUCUGACGAUGGCUCAGACCCUUUGCCGGAGAAGAUCGCGAAGGCGGAAUUGGCGCUGGAGAAUGGGUUCCGCAGAGAACGAGAACCUUGA